GUCUACGGGCGACAAACGACCGUUCGUCUUCUGGCUGUAAAUAUCGAGCGGCGCAUCCAGGAACUCGAACCAGAGAGAAGCUCCCAACCCCCACCAAAGGCGGGCCCCACAGCAGCUCAACUUAAACUGGUUGUAGUUAUUUAUACAGCGCUUGUUGUUAUUGGCACCUGUUUCCGCGCGGCCGUGCAUGUGCUGGGCAUGGGCACUCUCAACCGCGCCCUCAAGUGCCUGUUUGACCAUGCGUACGCGGGCGAAAAGCUCCCGCCGUACGACCAGGAGGAUGCCUGGCGUCAUGCAAGUGUAAAGGUUUUUGGUGUCGUUGCCGCUUCUUCCGGUGCAGACCCCAAAGUGGGCAUCACGUGGCGUGACCUGUACACCUACCUUUCACGCAACAUCCCGGGCGGCGCCAGCGCCAAGGCGGUUGACGCGCUGUUCCACAGCCUGGACCGCUCCUCCAAUGGCGCCGUCACGGCAGACGAGUUCACAGAGGUGGUCAUGAAGAGGCUGGGCACCAUGCGCGAGGAGCGGGAGCUGGAGUCGCGGCUGGCUACGGCGGUGCCGCGCAUCCACGUGGUGCCCGGCUCCAACCGCCUCAACUUCCUGGCCAAGACAGAGGCGUUCAAGGUGCAGGUGGUCACCCGUGCCUGGGUCCGUGACCUGGGCGCCGCCUGGGCCGAGAUGGACUUGGACGGCGAUGGCAAGGUGUCCGCCGCCGACCUGCGGAGAUACUUCGGCCGCGUGCAGCCCGGCCUGCUGGCCUUCCUGCCGUCCAUAUUCCGCGCCAUCGAGAGCCGCAGCUUCGCCAGCGGGCGCAGCGCCAGCGCAAGGCCCGGAAGCAGGGGCGCCGGAGGAAGCGGCGGCGCCGGAGGCGGCGGCGGCGGCGGCGGCGGCGCCAUCACUUUCCAGCAGUUUCUGAAGGCGUUGUACCCGGAGGCCUCGCUGUCGGACCUGCGCACGCUGCAGGCCAUGGCCGCCGACCGCAAGAGCCGGGCUGUGGCGGCGGCGGAGGCGGUGGCCAACGACAAGCUGCUGGCAGAGAUACAGGGGGUCUUUGUGGUUUUCGACGAUGACCAGAGCGGCGAGCUGGAUGAAGACGAGUUCGUCAGCGCGAUGGAGCUGACAGGGCACACAGCGGCGGAGGCAAAGGGCAUCUUCCAGCAGAUCGACGCGGACGGCAGUGGCGCGGUGUCGUGGGACGAGUUUCGCAAGUGGUACACCAGCAGCUAUGCGCGCUACAUGGAGGAGAGCCAGCGCCGCAUGCUGGACGAUGAGGCAGAAGCGCCGUUCGGGUACGACGACGCAUAGGGACCGGAGGGCGGGCGGGGGCUUGUGAGAGGGCCGAGGAGGGAUUGCUGGAGGGUGUCCUGGCCAACAGCGGGGAAGAGGGUGGCGGCGCAGUGAGGAAUCGGCAGGAGGGAUGGGGCGGCGGAGCGGAGGAAUACAGCAGGUCUUGGAGCAAUAGGCGUGGGUGUACAGUAGUGGCAUUAGGCUUAGAGCACGGCCAAGGCGGACGGAAGGCGCGUCUGUACGCGUUCGGCCAGCGCGCCGCUGCAGGAUUGGUGCGGGGCGUUUGUGCGGCGCCGGCAUGUGCAGAAUAGCAUGCGUGCUAUGUUCAUGUGCAAUGCAUGCCAGGUCGACGUGGAGGGGCGUCCUGCAGGGACUGGUUAAGCAUGCAUGCAUGAGUGUGUGCGCAUUGUGGGGCCGCUGCAAUGCGGACGGAGUGAGGGGGGACGUGUCAAAGCGCAGGCGUAGUACGGUAGGUGACGUGCGCGUGACGCUUUAAACUGAGUACUGUAUGUACUGCUACUGGUACAUCCGAUGGGUCGUUAUUUACGUGACACUAUUCAUGUGACCGUACUGAUCCGGCACGUCAACGGCAGUCGGCAGAUCGCCUCAGGAGUGGAUUGUUUGUUUUACUGAGAUCAUACUCUGCAAUCUUCUCUGUUUGUGUGCGUGAGGGCGACUGUGUGUGUGUUUGUGUGUGUGUGUGUGUGUGUGUGUGUAUGUGUGUGUGUGUGUGUGUGUGUGUGUGUGUGUGUGUGUGUGUGUGUGUGUGUGUGUGUGUGUGUGUGUGUGUGUGUGUGUGUGUGUGUGUGUGUGUGUGUGUGUGUGUGUGUGUGUGAGAGAGCAUGUGAGCAUGUGACCGCGUCAUGUUGAAGACGUCAACAGAGACCAAACUUUGUUCUGGACGUGGGUUUGCGUAAGUCCUUCUUCCUCUUUCUUAUACUGCUACCGUAUCUUCUGUUCGUGUGUUGGCUGGUUGUCUUUCCAUACCUUGGGGCUAAGGCCUGUGGUGGGCCACCAUAUAUCUUGUCUGUGUGGCGUGAAACAAUCCAUAAAUGGAGAUGUACCGGUGGAUGCUGGAUCCGUCGCAUGCGGUGCCUUGUUGUAAGGCGUUCGGAUGUUCGGCUAUCGCCCCUGACUGAACGAAGCCAUGGUCCUGCACUCCUACGCCUGCUCAGACAGAAAGUUUCGUGAGGCGGUGCAGGCACGCAGGCAGUCAGGAAGAGUCUGAGAUAGACCCCUAGACAUGCUCACUUCGUCAUCGACACAACAGCAACCGGCUCAGGUACGACCAUGCGUGAACGCAAGCGCGAAUCCCAUUGCAACCACAAAGUGAUGAUGAUGUGUUACAGAGGUGGAAGUGUGCGUUCCUGAACCUGUAACCGAGCCGCAAGGGCUUCUCGUCUCUCCUGUUUGCGUCACAAAGUGCCAGACUGCCAUGCACCGAGCUGUCCAAGCGUGUCCAAGAGGCAUCCGUGGCUCAUGGGCACUUCAGCGUGGGCGCGUGGCACCCAGGGGAACUGGUGGCACCACAACUCCACAAGAACUCCGAGCUCAAUUCCACAGGCAUGAGGGGUGGGCAGGGCAGCUAUUCUGGCUCGUGAACUGCGUCAGCAGGCCCCUCUUGUAACCAAUGCAAUCUAUUCUGGUGUCCGCGGAGGGCUGGAAUUGAAAAUCUGCAUCGGACGAGGCAGACCAGCAAUGAUGUGCCGAAGGUUUCGUGGGCGGCACUAGGCGGCAGACCACAGGCAGGCGUGGGAGUGCCCGCUGCGGACAGGCGGAGGUUACAUGUGCCCACGCCGUGUUGAGAGCACACAUUAGCUCCACUACCGUCAAGGAUGCGCAGGGACUACGCGCAGGGUCAUGCUGCUGGAGCUGGAAGGGUGAGAACUUGUGAGAGGGGAAAACGGGGCAACCUGCCCAGAACCUUCUUGUAACAUGUGACAGCCCAUGCCAAUUCAGUUUAUUUUGCGGAAGACGCUACGCCAUUUGCUGCCGGUGUAGCGGGAGGCUUGGAUGAAUGAUGCGCACUGAAU
Chlamydomonas reinhardtii is the source of this 3320-nucleotide messenger RNA. RefSeq lists its product as uncharacterized. The transcript is spliced from 9 exons. Gene Ontology annotation, molecular function: calcium ion binding. The record is from RefSeq and is a predicted model, not a curated record. NCBI's taxonomy places the organism in Eukaryota, Viridiplantae, Chlorophyta, Chlorophyceae, Chlamydomonadales, Chlamydomonadaceae. The coding region runs from base 199 to 1305 and encodes 368 amino acids.